CAUACACAUCUCACUAGCUUCCCCUCCAUCAAAGCUCUCGCAAUGGCGCCGUCGUCCAAGCUCGUGCUCCUGCUCCUUGCCAUGGCACUGACGGUCUCCACCGUGCGCGGUUGCGGCGGAAACAACUGCCAGACCCCACCGCCGUCGCCACCGCCUCCGUCAUGCCCGCCGCCCCCACCGCCGCCGUCACCACCACCACCAUCAACCAGCGGUGGCUCGUGCCCGGAUCUGGGCGUGUGCUUGAGCCUGCUGAGCGUGCCGAUUGUCAGCCUCGGCGUGUCGCCGUAUGAACCGUGCUGCCAGCUGCUGGGCGAGUUGGCCGGCCUGGACGCUGCGGCGUGCCUCUGUGACGUGGUCGUCCUCCACGGGCUGCUCCACGUCGACGUCGUCGCCCUCCUGAACCAGUGCAAGAUUCCAUGCGAAUCCAACUACACCUGCCGGCGCUGAAUGAUCACCUCUGCUCUUUGCUAGUUUGCGUUCCAGUUCAUCUUAUAUCUCAGUCUCGUCCAUGUUUCCUGCAGGCAUGCAUGCAACAUUGUUCACUAGGUAAUCGUAUAAGUGUGCCGUGUUGUGUUGUUGAAAUUAAUCCGUGCAUACUCCCUCCGGUCCUUUUUACUUUGCAUAUAAGAAUUUUCUGAAGUCAAACUUCAUAAAGUUUGACCAUAUUUAUAUGAAAAAAUAUCAACAUAUAUCAUGUUAAAGUUAUACAAUAUGAAAACUUAAGUCAUGAUGCAUCUACUGAUAUUGAUUUCACAUUAUGAAUGUUGGCAUUUUUCUUUAUAAAGUUGGUCAAACUUUAUAAGGCUUGACUUCAGACAAAUAUUAUAUGCGAACUAAAAAGGACCGGAGGGAGUAUAUAUGUGCAUGCAUAUGUACGUGGAAUAAAAGUAUGUUGAAGUUGUCUAACAAUGUGCUUGUAUCUCCA
This is a messenger RNA of Triticum urartu, 925 nucleotides long. Its product is annotated as hydrophobic seed protein. Lineage: Eukaryota; Viridiplantae; Streptophyta; Magnoliopsida; Poales; Poaceae. The record is from RefSeq and is a predicted model, not a curated record.